UCUUUGUACUGUGAACAGCUCACUCCCGCAACUCCAACAACCAUGGCCUUCAAGUUCGUCGUUUUCGCCGCUGUGGUCGCCGUUGCCCGCGCUGGCCUCAUCGCCUCGCCGGCUGUCAGCUACGCCGCUGCUCCGGCCCUCAGCUAUGCUGCUGCCCCGAUCGCCAAGGUCGCUUAUGCUGCCGCCCCGAUCGCCAAGGUCGCCUACGCUGCCCAGCCCGAGGAGUACGACGCGAACCCGCAGUACUCGUUCUCGUACGGUAUCUCGGACGCCCUGACCGGAGACUCCAAGUCCCAGCAGGAAUCGCGCAGCGGAGAUGUUGUCCAGGGAUCGUACUCCGUCGUUGACCCCGAUGGCACCAAGCGCACCGUCGAGUACACGGCUGAUCCGCACAACGGAUUCAACGCUGUCGUCCACCGUGAGCCGCUGGCCACCAAGGUCAUCGCUGCUGCCCCAGUCGCCACCAAGGUCAUUGCUCAGCCCGCUGUCGCCUACGCCGCCCCAGUUGCCAAGACCAUCUCUUAUGCCGCCCCGGUAGCCACCAAGACCUACGUCUCGAGCCCAGCUGUGUCCUACGCUGCUCCUCUGUCUUACUCUGCUCCUGUGGCUAAGACCUACGUCUCGAGCCCGGCUGUGUCCUAUGCCGCUCCUUUGGCCACCAAGACCUACGUCUCGAGCCCGGCUGUGUCCUAUGCCGCUCCUUUGGCCACCAAGACCAUCGUCUCGAGCCCGGCUGUGUCCUAUGCCGCUCCUCUGUCUUACUCUGCUCCUUUGGCCACCAAGACCAUCGUGUCGAGCCCAGCUCUGUCGUACGCCGCCCCGGCUUACGCUUCGUACCACUAAGUGCGUAGAGACUGUUCAUGUUCAUGACCGUGUUACGUUUUCCGAGCUGAGAUGAUAUUUAUUGUAUAAAGUGACCAUGCCCAACUGCCUGCGGGUCGGUUCCAUCAUGGAACCUGACUCAUAAAAAACUUAU
Molecule: messenger RNA, 976 nt
Organism: Anopheles nili
Lineage: Eukaryota; Metazoa; Arthropoda; Insecta; Diptera; Culicidae
Product: cuticle protein-like
Exons: 2
Coding region: 43-843 (266 amino acids)
Cellular component (GO): extracellular matrix
Source: RefSeq, a predicted model, not a curated record